Molecule: messenger RNA, 1934 nt
Organism: Alosa alosa (allis shad)
Lineage: Eukaryota; Metazoa; Chordata; Actinopteri; Clupeiformes; Clupeidae
Gene: mipol1
Product: mirror-image polydactyly 1
Exons: 14
Coding region: 168-1712 (514 amino acids)
Source: RefSeq, a predicted model, not a curated record
GUACUUGUAUGAUAUAAUAUUUACAGAAUGUUUUGGUAGUAUGAACACAGCUUUGCCAGGUUUGACAAGAACGUGAGAGAUUGUUUUAGAUGCUUACAUUAUUUGAGAAUAUUUAGUUGAUAGUCAUCAGCAUAAUGAUGAUAGAAAUAAUGAUGCUUGAAUGAUUAAUGGAGAGCUGCUCAGAGAGUGAAGAGGAGCAUCAUUCUUUGACAUGGUCCCACAAGACAGAACUCAAAGACUCUCUUGUUGACAUGUACCGAGCUAAUCCUAAAGUCAAUGAGGAGCUGAAACAAAGGCUACCCUCCCCAAUAAGGACCCUCUGUGUGGAGACUACAUCACAACUUGGCCUCCCUAAGUCCCUCUCCAUAUCAGAACCAUCUCAGAGUGCAUCAGAGGUGUUCGAUAAGGAUCUACCACGGGUACCUCCUCCACCACCCAAACCUCCAAAGACCUCAGGCAGAGGAUCCUCUCCCCUCCCCAGGGACAGGUCCCCAGACGCGGGCAGACCUAUGGACCAGGACAGGCCCAGUAUCCCCAGGAUUCGGACUCCAGAGGUCCAGGGUAGUACACCCGGCACAGAGGGCCACAGUGAGAGCCCUCUCCACAGACACCCUCUCUGUGUGCCUGAGGUGCCCAGUGCACCACCUCCCCACAGGUGCUCCCCGGAGGUCCUGGAGAGCGUGAAGGUUGUCAGCUCAGGUGACUCUGCGCGGCUCGUCCCAGCCCUGGACAAAGAGAAGAACAUUGCCUUCCUGCUCAAAGAGCUGGAUUCUCUGCGAGACCUCAAUAAAAAGCUUCAGGACAAACUAGCACUGCGGGAGAAGGAGCUUGAGACCAAGCUGCUGGACACUCAACUGCAGGAGAGCCAGAUGGAGGCACUGGCCUGCGAUCGAGCUGGAGCUCUGGUGGAGGAGAUCUAUAAGGCCCAGAGGGAGCGUGACCAGGCUGUGAUGGCCCGUCUCCGACUGGCCAACGAGGAGCGCGACGAGGCUCUUCUCCGCGCCAAGAAGCUCCAGCAGGCCGCCAUCGAGCUGGAGAGUAUUAACCCAGAAGAAAAUGAUAUGGACCUGGAAGAGCUGCUGAAUCGGGUGAACAGUGCAGACUCAGCCCUCAGCAUCGAGCGCUGCGGAGUGGCCAUCUUGGAGCGGUUGCAGAAGGCCAAGGAGCGCAGGGCAAAGAUCACAGCGGAGGAGAUGAGGACGGUGAUGGAGGAGAGAGACAGUGCUCUAACCAGGUGCAAGCGACUGGAACAGGAUCUUCUCCACGCACAAGAGCAGGGCCAGACCUCAGCAAACAACGCCCGACACCUGCCCGCGGAAAACAAUCAGGACCGCGUCCGCAAGGAAGAGUUAGAUGCAGUUCAGAGAGACCGAGAUAAAGCCCUGGAACUUUGCCAGAAGAUGGAGGAGGAACUGCAGACACUCCGGCUGUUCCAUGGUCAGCAUCUGAUGCAGACUGAGGAGACUGCAGUGAAGGAACAAGGUGCUCCCACACCACCUUCGUCUUUGACCUCCGAGACCAAGGGGAACCAGAACCAGGCCCUCCUGGCCCGUAUGCAGCUACUGGCCAGUGAGCACCAGAACCUCCAGGCCCAGCUCCGCCACUCCCAGGACGCAGAGCGGGAGGCCAGUGAAAAGGUCCAGAAGUUGGAGCGGCUGGUGGAGGUGUUAAGAAAGAAGGUGGGCACAGGGAGCGUGAGGACGGUGAUCUGACUCGCGGAGGCUCCACGCAAAAAGGGCUGACCUGCCGACUGACCGGCCGGGCGACCACAUCUGGUGACCAGGCAGUGGCGUUUAGCGCUGAGUAAACACAGCCACAGCCUUGACUGGGCAAACAGUUGUUAGAAGUGGAGCACUCACACACAAAAAAGCCUCAUUCCAAGCCUCGCUCCCAAAAGAGAGAAGGAAAGCGGGAGAGAAAGGGGGAGAGAGAAA